Puma concolor (puma) is the source of this 9669-nucleotide messenger RNA. Lineage: Eukaryota; Metazoa; Chordata; Mammalia; Carnivora; Felidae. The record is from RefSeq and is a predicted model, not a curated record.
AUGGCGGCGGCUGCGUGGGCUCCAGGCUGGGCAACGAGGCCAGUCCUGCUCCUGCUGCUGCUGCUGCUGCCGCCGCCGCCCCUGCUGCGGGCGGUGAGCGCCUCUCGGGAACCCCGGGCCGCGUCCCGGCUCAGCCUGCACCCGCCCUACUUCAAUCUGGCGGAGGCGGCGAGGAUUUGGGCCACCGCCACCUGCGGGGAGCGGGAGCCUGGCGGCACGCGGCCCCGGCCCGAGCUCUAUUGCAAGUUGGUGGGGGGGCCUACCGCCCCGGGCAGCGGCCACACCAUCCAGGGCCAGUUCUGUGACUAUUGCAAUUCUGAGGACCCCAGGAAAGCACAUCCAGUCACCAAUGCAAUUGAUGGAUCUGAGCGCUGGUGGCAAAGCCCUCCUCUCUCCUCAGGCACACAGUACAACAAAGUCAAUGUCACCUUGGAUCUAGGGCAGCUUUUCCAUGUGGCCUAUAUUAUAAUCAAAUUUGCAAAUUCUCCUCGCCCUGAUCUUUGGGUCUUGGAAAGAUCUGUAGAUUUUGGAAGCACCUACUCACCUUGGCAAUACUUUGCUCACUCUAAAGUAGAUUGUUUGGAACAAUUUGGGCAGAAUGCAAAUAUGGCUAUCAGCCAAGAUGAUGAUGUACUUUGUACUACUGAAUAUUCCCGGAUUGUACCUUUGGAAAAUGGUGAGAUUGUGGUGUCCUUGAUAAAUGGUCGACCAGGUGCAAAAAAUUUUACUUUCUCUCACACCCUGAGGGAGUUCACAAAGGCUACAAACAUCCGCCUAUGUUUUCUCCGAACCAACACCCUUCUUGGACACCUCAUUUCCAAAGCACAGAGAGAUCCAACCGUCACUCGGCGGUAUUAUUACAGCAUAAAGGACAUCAGCAUUGGUGGGCGGUGUGUUUGCAAUGGCCAUGCAGAAGAGUGCAAUGCAAACAAUCCUGAAAAACUGUUUCGGUGUGAAUGCCAGCACCACACCUGUGGGAAGACGUGUGAUCGCUGUUGUGCCGGGUACAAUCAGAGGCGCUGGCGGCCCGCCACGUGGGAGCAGAGCAAUGAGUGCGAAGCAUGCAACUGCCAUGGUCAUGCCAUCGACUGUUACUAUGAUCCUGAUGUCGAGAGGCAGCGGGGAAGCUUGAAUAUCCAAGGCAUCUAUGCAGGUGGAGGGGUCUGCAUUAAUUGUCAGCAUAAUACAGCUGGUGUGAACUGUGAAAUCUGUGCUAAGGGUUAUUACCGCCCUUACGGCGUUCCAGUGGAUGCCCCGCAUGGCUGCAUCCCUUGCAGCUGUAACCCCGAACACGCAGAUGACUGUGAGCCGGGCUCAGGCCGCUGCAAGUGCAAACCGAAUUUCCGCGGAGACAACUGUGAGGAAUGUGCGGUUGGGUACUAUAAUUUCCCGUUUUGCUUGAGAAUUCCCAUAUUCCCUAUUUCUACCCCAAGUCCGGAAGAUUCAGUAGCUGGAGAUAUGAAAGGGUGUGACUGUAACUUGGAAGGAGUUCUCCCUGAAAUAUGCGAUGCCUACGGAAGGUGCCUCUGCCGCCCUGGGGUCGAGGGCCCUCGGUGUGAUGCCUGCCGCCUGGGUUUCUACUCCUUCCCUAUUUGCCAAGCCUGCCAGUGUUCAGUCCUUGGCUCCUACCAAACGCCUUGCAGCCCAGUGACGGGGCAGUGUGAAUGCCAGCCGGGGAUUACAGGACAGCGCUGUGACAGGUGUCUCUCAGGAGCCUCUGAUUUCCCCCACUGUCAAGGCUCCAGCGGUGCCUGUAACCCAGCUGGUACCCUGGACUCCAGUUUGGGAUACUGCCAGUGCAAGCUUCAUGUUGAAAGUCCUUCAUGCAGCGUCUGCAAACCAUCAUAUUGGAAUCUGGCCAAAGAAAACCCCAGCGGAUGUUCAGAAUGCCAGUGCCACGUGGCGGGAACAGUGAGUGGAAUUGGAGAGUGUGGGCAGCAGGAUGGUGACUGUCACUGCAAGUCUCAUGUCAAUGGCGAUUCCUGUGACACGUGUGAAGAUGGAUAUUAUGCUUUGGAAAAGAGCAAUUACUUUGGGUGUCAAGGGUGUCAGUGUGACAUCGGUGGAGCGAUCACCCCCAUGUGCAGUGGGCCUUCCGGAGGAUGCCGUUGCCGAGAGCAUGUCGUGGGGAAGGCGUGCCAGCGACCUGAAAACAACUACUAUUUCCCGGAUUUGCAUCAUAUGAAGUAUGAGAUUGAAGAUGGCACUGUACCUAAUGGGAGAGAACUUCGGUUUGGAUUUGAUCCCCUGGAAUUUCCUGAGUUUAGCUGGAGAGGAUACGCCCAGAUGACCUCAGUGCAGAAUAAAGUGAGGAUCAUGUUGAAUGUGGGGAAGUCAAGUCUUGCCUUGUUUCGCGUUAUUCUGAAAUAUAUUAACCCUGGAACUGAAGCCGUAUCUGGCCACGUGACUAUUUACCCAUCCUGGGCUGAGGCAGGUGCUGCUCAAAGCAAAGAAGUCCUCUUCCUGCCAAGUAAGGAGCCAGCCUUUGUCACAGUCCCCGGAAAUGGUUUGGCAGACCCGUUUUCAAUUGCACCAGGGACAUGGCUUGCUUGUAUUCAAGCAGAGGGGGUCCUCCUGGACUACCUGGUGCUGCUUCCCAGAGACUACUAUGAGGCAUCCUCACUGCAACUGCCAGUCACACAGCCGUGCGCCGACUCAGGACCUCCCCAAGAGAAUUGCUUGCUUUACCAGCAUUUGCCAGUGACCCGAUUCCCCUGUGCCCUGGCUUGUGAGGCCAGACACUUCCUGCUUGAUGGAGAGCCAAGACCCUUGGCAGUGAGGCAGCCUACUCCCGCACACCCGGUCAUGGCGGACCUCAGUGGUAGAGAGGUGGAGAUACAGCUGCGGCUGCGAGUUCCCCAGGUCGGCCACUACGUGGUGGUGGUGGAGUAUUCCACGGGAGCAGACCAGCUGUCUGUGGUUGCUGUGCACAUGCAGAGCCCUGGGUCAGUCCUGAGAGGCCAGGUGAACAUCUACAGCUGCAUGUACAGCAUCCUCUGCCGGAGUGUUGUGACUGAUGGCAGGAGUCGCAUCGCUGUCUAUGAACUGUUAGCAGAUACAGACAUUCAGCUCAAAGUGCGUGGGGCCCGAUUCCUUCUGCAUCAAAUUUGUAUCAUACCCAUUGAAGAAUUCUCAGUUGAAUAUUUGAGACCUCAAGUCAAGUGCAUUGCCAGUUACGGGCAAUAUGUUAAUCAAAGUGCUUCUUGUGUCUCCCUGGUUCUCAAAACUCCUCCAACAGCAUUAAUUUUGGAUGUCCCAAGUGGUGAGUCUUCCCUUCUCCUGCCCCAAGAUCCUUCACCUUCUGCUGAUGUUACUGGAGUCACCUUGAAGGCGCCACAGAACCAAAUGACCCUGAGAGGACUUGUACCACACCUGGGCAGAUAUGUCAUUGUCAUCCAUUUUUAUCAGUCAGCGCACCCAACAUUUCCCACGCAGGUGUUUGUGGAUGGAGGGCGGCAGUGGGCAGGUGUCUUCCGUGCCUCUUUUUGCCCCCACACACUUGGCUGCAGGGACCAAGUGAUUGCUGAAGAUCAGGUUGAGUUUGACAUCUCAGAGCCAGAGGUAGCUGUGACUGUGGAGGUUCCAGAAGGAAAGUCCUUAGUGUUGGUCCGUGUUCUGGUGGUGCCUGCGGAGAAUUACGACUACCAAAUACUUCACAAAAAAUCAGUGGACAAAUCAUUUGAGUUUAUCACCAAUUGUGGAGCAAACAGUUUUUAUAUUGACCCCCAGACGGCCUCUGGAUUCUGUAAGACCUCUGCCAGAUCCCUGGUGGCCCUUUACCACAAGGGUGCACUGCCCUGUGAGUGCCACCCUACUGGGGCCAUUGGCCGUCACUGCAGCCCAGAGGGCGGGCAGUGCCAGUGCCAACCCAAUGUCAUUGGGCGACGGUGUACCCGCUGUCGAGUGGGCUACUAUGGAUUCCCACGCUGCAAGCCAUGCAACUGUGGCCGGCGCCUUUGUGAGGAGACGACGGGGAAGUGCCUCUGCCUUCCCCACACGGUCGGGCCCCAGUGUGAGGUGUGUGACCGGCAUUCCUUCAGCUUCCACCCCCUGGCUGGCUGCGAAAGCUGCAACUGUUCUAGGAGGGGCGCCAUUGGGGCAGCCACCCCGGAGUGUGACAGGGACCACGGGCAGUGCAGGUGCAAGCCCAGAGUCACAGGGCGGCAGUGUGACCAGUGUGCUCCUGGGUUUUACCACUUCCCCGAGUGCGUCCCCUGUCAUUGCAACAGGAAUGGGACUGAGCCAGGGGUCUGCAACCCAGGAACCGGAGCUUGCUUGUGCAAGGAGAACGUGGAGGGUACGGAAUGUAAUGUGUGUCGAGAAGGAUCCUUCUACUUGGACCCAGCAAAUCCCGUGGGUUGCACCCGCUGCUUUUGUUUUGGAAUAAAUAACAAUUGUCACAGUACACAUAAAAGAAGAGCUAAGUUUGUGGACAUGAUGGGUUGGCGCCUGGAGACGGCAGACAGAGCAGACAUCCCCGUCUCAUUCAACCCGGGCAGCAGCAGUGUGGUCGCGGACCUCCAGGAGCUGCCCUCAACCGUGCACAGUGCGUCCUGGGUCGCGCCUCUUUCCUACCUGGGAGACAAGGUUUCUUCCUAUGGUGGUUACCUCACCUACCAAAUCAAGUCCUUUGGGCUACCUGGCGACAUGGUUCUUCUAGAAAAGAAGCCGGAUGUGCAGCUCACUGGUCAGCACAUGUCCAUCAUCUAUGAGGAGCCAAAUAACCCACGGCCAGACCGUCUGUAUCACGUGCGUGUGCAGGUGGUGGAGAUGAUGGUACUGUCUAGACUAGAAGGUGUGCGUCUCCGAGGCCUCUACUUCACCGAGACUCAGCGGCUCUCCUUGAGCGGGGUGGGACUGGAGGAGGCCUCUGCCACAGGAAGUGGGCGUAGAGCACAUCAUGUGGAGAUGUGUGCCUGCCCCCCUGGCUACACCGGUGACUCAUGCCAGGGUUGUAGCCCCGGAUACUAUCGGGAUAGCAAAGGUGCAUAUACCGGACGAUGUGUUCCCUGCAAUUGCAACGGACAUUCAAAUCGAUGCCAGGAUGGCUCGGGAAUAUGUAUCAACUGCCAGCAUAACACUGCUGGGGAACACUGUGAGCGCUGCAAAGAGGGUCACUAUGGGAAUGCCAUCCACGGACACUGUAGCGUCUGCCCAUGUCCUCAUUCCAACAGUUUUGCCACUGGCUGUGUUGUGACUGGGGAAAACGUGAGGUGCUCCUGCAAACCUGGAUACACAGGCACACAGUGCGAAAGGUGUGCACCCGGGUAUUUCGGGAACCCCCAGAAGCUUGGAGGUAGCUGCCGGCCGUGCAGUUGUAACAACAAUGGCCAGUUGGGCAGUUGUCACCCCUUGACGGGAGACUGCAUAGACCAAGAGCCCAAAGAUGGCAGCCCUGGAGAAGAAUGUGAUGAUUGUGACAGCUGUGUGAUGACGCUCUUGAAUGACCUGGCCACCAUGGGUGACGAGCUCCACCUGGUCAAGUCUCAGCUGCAGGGCCUGAGUGCCAGCACCGGCACUUUGGAACAGAUGAAGCACUUGGAGACCCAGACCAAGGACCUGAGGAAUCAGUUACUCAACUACCGUUCUGCCAUUUCAAAUCAUGGAUUAAAAAUGGAUGGUCUGGAAAAAGAACUGAGUAAUCUGAAUCGAGAGUUUGAAGCUUUGCAAGAAAAGGUUCAAAUAAAUUCUAGAAAAGCACAAACAUUACAUAACAAUGUUGAUCGGACAACCCAAAGCACAAAGGAGCUGGACACAAAGAUUAAAAAUGUCAUCCGGAAUGUGCACAUUCUCUUGAAGCAGAUCUCUGGGACAGAUGGGGAAGGAAACAAUGUGCCAUCAGGGGAUUUUUCCAGAGAGUUGGCUGAAGCAGAGCGCAUGAUGACAGAGCUACGGAGCCGCAACUUUGGAAAGCACCUGAGAGAAGCAGAAGCUGAAAAAAGAGACGCUCAGCUCUUGCUGAAUCGGAUAAGGAGCUGGCUGGAAAACCACCAAGUGGAGAACAGUGCACUUGUCAAGAACAUACGGGAUUCUUUAAAUGAGUACGAGGCCAAACUCCGUGAUCUGCGGGCCGCACUACAAGAGGCAACUGCCCAGGCAAAGCAGGCCACUGGCCUCAACCGAGAAAACGAGAAGACUUUGGAAUCCAUCAAGAGACAAGUUAAAGAAAUGAAUUCCCUACAGAGUGAUUUCACCAAGUACCUAACCACGGCAGACUCUUCCUUACUGCAGACCAACACGCUGCUGCAGCUGAUGGAGAAAAGCCGGGAGGAAUAUGAAAAACUAGCUGCCACUUUAAAUGAAGCAAGACGUGAGCUAAGUGACAAAGUGAGAGAACUUUCUCAGUCCGCCAGUAAAGCCUCCCUGGUGGUGGAGGCAGAAACGCACGCACAGUCUUUACAGAAGCUGGCAAAGCAGCUGGAGGAGAUCAAGAGGAAUGCCAGUGGGGAUGAGCUGGUGCGCUGUGCAGUGGAUGCUGCCACCGCCUACGAGAAUAUCCUCAACGCCAUCAGAGCAGCGGAGGACGCGGCUGACAAGGCCACUAGCGCAUCUGAGUCUGCCCUCCAGACGGUGAUAAAGGAAGAUCUUCCAAGAAAAGCAAAAACCCUGAGUUCUGACAGUGAUAAACUAUUAAAGGAAGCCAAGCUAACACAGAAGAAGCUACGGCAAGAAAUCAGUCCGGCUCUCAACAACCUACAGCAAACUCUGAAAGUUAUGACAGUUCAGAAAGGAUUGAUUGAUACCAAUAUCACUGCCAUCCGAGAUGACCUUCGUGGGAUACAGAGCGAUGACAUCAGUGAUAUGAUCAGUAGGGCAAAGAGCAUGGUCAGAAAUGCCAACGACAUCACAGAUGAGGUUCUAGAUGGGCUCAACCCUAUUGAGACAGAUGUGGCAAGAAUUAAGGAUACCUAUGGGAGCACACAGAGAGAAGACUUCAACAAGGCUCUCACUGAUGCAGAUAACUCAGUGAAGAAAUUAACCAACAAACUGCCUGACAUUUUGAGCAAGAUUGAAAGUAUCAACCAACAGCUGUUGCCACUGGGCAAUAUCUCUGACAACGUGGACCGUAUCCGGGAGCUAAUUCAGCAGGCCAGAGAUGCUGCAAAUAAGGUUGCUGUCCCCAUGAGGUUCAAUGGUAAAUCUGGAGUUGAAGUCCGGCUGCCGGAUGACCUAGAUGAUUUGAAAGGAUACACAUCUCUUUCUUUGUUUCUCCAAAGACCUGAGUCAAAAGAAAAUGGGGGGACUGAGAAUAUGUUUGUGAUGUACCUCGGAAAUAAAGAUGCCUCCAGGGACUACAUCGGCAUGGCAGUUGUAGAUGGCAAGCUCACGUGUGUCUACAACCUGGGAGAACAGGAGUCUGAACUCCAAGUGGACCAGAGCUUGACUGAGAGCGAAACUCAGGAGGCGGUUAUGGACCGGGUGAAAUUUCAGAGAAUUUAUCAGUUUGCAAGCCUAAAUUACACCAAAAAAGCCACAUCCAGUAAACCUGAAAUACCCCAAUUCCAUGACAUGGAGAGUGGAAACAGCAACACCCUCCUCAACCUGGACCCUGAAAAUGUUGUAUUUUAUGUUGGAAGUUACCCAUCUGACUUUAGACUUCCCGCCAGACUAAGGUUCCCUCCGUACAAAGGUUGUAUUGAACUGGAUGACCUCAAUGAAAAUGUUCUGAGCUUGUACAACUUCAAAAAAACUUUCAAUCUCAACACAACUGAAGUAGAGCCUUGUAGAAGGAGAAAGGAAGAGUCAGACAAAAAUUAUUUUGAAGGUACAGGCUAUGCUCGAGUUCCAACUCAACCAAAUGCUCCCUUCCCGACCUUUGGACAAACGAUUCAAACCACCGUGGAUAGAGGUUUGCUGUUCUUUGCAGAAAAUCAGGAUCGCUUCAUAUCUCUAAAUAUAGAAGAUGGCAAUCUCCUGGUGCGCUACAAACUGAAUUCAGAGCCACCAAAAGAAAAAGGAGUUACCCACACUGUCAACAACGGAAAAGACCAUUCGAUCCAGAUCAAAAUCGGGAAAGCCCAAAAACUCAUGUGGAUAAAUGUGAAUUCUAAAAAAAUCAGAAUUGAAGGUGAAAUAUUCGAUUUCGGCACAUACUAUCUGGGAGGGAUUCCAAUUUCAAUCAGGGAAAGGUUUAACAUUUCUACACCUGCUUUCCGAGGCUGCAUGAAAAAUCUGAAGAAAACUACUGGUGUUGUUAGGUUGAAUGACACUGUGGGAGUAACAAAAAAGUGCUCAGAAGACUGGAAGCUCGUGCGAUCUGCCUCAUUCUCCAGGGAUGGACAAUUGAGUUUCACCAAUUUGGAUUUGGCUUUUCCCAACCACUUCCAGGCCUCCUUUGGAUUUCAGACCUUUCAACCCAGUGGCCUAUUAUUAAGUCACCAGACAGAGGCAAAUAACCUGCAGGUCACCCUGGAAGAUGGUCACAUUGAACUGAACACCAGGGAUGGAAGUAGCCCCAUUUUUAAAUCCCCCCAGACGUACAUGGAUGGUUUGCUGCAUUACGUAUCUGUAAUAAAUGAUGACUCUGGACUCCGGCUUCUCAUUGAUGACCAGCCUCUGAAGAAUAACCACAGGCUAAGACACUUGUCAAAUUCCCAGCAAACCCUGCGUCUGGGCGGAAGUCACUUUGAGGGUUGUAUCAGCAAUGUUUUUAUCCAGAGGCUCUCAGAGAGACCUGCAGUCCUGGACUUGGCCAGUAAAUCUACCAAGAGAGGUGUGUCCCUGGGAGGCUGCAGUUUAAAUAAACCACCUUUCCUCAUGUUGCUUAGAGGUUCUACAAGGUUUGACAAAGCCCACACUUUCAGUAUCAACCAGCCAUUGCGGGACACACCAGCGGCCUCCCCAAGGAGCAUGGAGGUGUGGCGAGAGGCCCAGUCUUGCCGGCCACCUCCCCGGGCCCAGGCCAGUCACGGAGCCCUCAGGUUUGGGGACCAUCCCACCAGCCACUUGCUCUUCACGAUUCCCCAGGAGUUGCUGGAACCCAGGUCACUGUUUGCUGUGGACGUGCGGACAGCCUCCUCCAGAGGGCUCGUGUUUUACACGGGCACUAAGAGUUCCUAUAUGGCUCUUUAUCUUUCAAAGGGACGACUCAUCUUUGCUUUGGGGGCAGAAGGGAAAAAGCUGAGGCUCAAAAGCAAAGAGAAGUGCAAUGAUGGGAAAUGGCACACGGUGGUGUUUGGGCAAGAUGGAGAAAAGGGGCACUUGGUUGUGGAUGGUCUGAGGGCCCAUGAAGGAAGUUUGCCUGGAAAUUCCACCUUCGGCCUCAGAGCACCAGUUUACCUGGGAUCACCUCCCUCAUGGAAACCAAAGGUCACGGCCUCUGUGGACAGUGAGGCGGGGGGCAUCUUGACAUCAGUUACACCAAAGCAGUCUCUGUGUGACGGGCGGUGGCACUCGGUGACAGUCACCAUAAAACAACACAUCUUGCACCUGGAACUGGACACAGAGAAUAGCUACACAGCUGGACGGCUCCCCUUCCCACCUGCCAGCACUCAGGAGCCACUGUACAUUGGAGGCAUUCCAGCCCACUUGAAGACGCUGAAGCUCCCUGUGUGGAAAUCAUUUUUUGGCUGUCUGAAGAAUAUUCAAGUCAACCACAUUCCUAUCCCUGUCACUGAAGCCAUGGACGUCCAGGGAUCUGUCAGUCUGAAUGGCUGUCCUGAUCACUAA